Messenger RNA from Kockovaella imperatae, 4914 nucleotides. RefSeq lists its product as hypothetical. The record is from RefSeq and is a predicted model, not a curated record. The coding region runs from base 58 to 4863 and encodes 1601 amino acids. NCBI's taxonomy places the organism in Eukaryota, Fungi, Basidiomycota, Tremellomycetes, Tremellales, Cuniculitremaceae. The transcript is spliced from 8 exons.
CUGUUUUGUAUCUAUCCUCAAGGGUGGUGCUUGGGCUUAUCCUCUGCUGCAGUCACAAUGGCCACAGCAUAUCCCAUGGAUACUCCAUCAAGAGUGUUGAGGAGGGUCCAGCAGAUGGAGGACGUGGAAUUGCCUUCGUUACCCAGUAUUGAGCAUGGGUUGGAUGAUGGAAUGACCAGCGAGGAGGAAGAAGAUGAGUCGGACAAGUCGACAGAGAUGCAGUCGCCUGCUUUGAAAAAGAGCUCAAAUGAGAGUGACAUGGCCACGCCUCACCCGCUCCGCCAAAGCUAUAUCCCCCGUUUGGCAAAAUCUUCUCCAGCCGAUACGACUCCGACCGACGUAUCGUCAUCCGGGUCUCCAUUCCCACCUCAACGUCAAAACAGCGCAACUCCCUCUCCUUACGCUGUCAGUGCUCCAGGCACAUCUACUCCGGUCACCUUGCAGUCACGACCCUCUCGUCCGAAUCUAGCUCAAGCUGCUCAAGGCUCAAACGAGAUGGAGCGGACUCAGAGUGCUCGCAGUCUGAAGAGUAGUACAGGAACCACGAGAGACAAGUGGCACACACCAGGCGAGAUGAGUCGAAGCUUCUCAGGCGAACAAAUUAGCCCAGAGUCGUCAUUUGAGGGAACCGAGAUGGAAGACGAAAAAUCGGUGCCUCUCAAUGACACAUCGGUGAUGUCUCGGGACUCUGAAUUCCACCGCCCGCUUACUGAGACCCCUUACACCCGUCGCCUCUCGAAUGGGCAUGUACUUCAUCAACGUCCUGGCAAGCGAGUGUCGAAUAUGCCUCGCCCCACCAUCUCUGGACAAAAUCCUGGAGCUCUAUCACCCAUAUCUUCGUCCGCAGGGACCGCCUCAACCCCACAGUCGAAUCAGACCGCUCUUCACAUACCUGCCGCUCGGAUUCCCAGCCUCACUCACAGCGAUCACAGCGCUACAGAUGUUAGUGAGCCCACUGGGACACCCGAGGGCCCAUCUCGAGAGAUCACAGUCAUGUCAACGCCUCGGCUGGCUCGCGAUGCGUCCCAGAAUUACGACGACUCGAUCGAAAGUGGAGGCUCAGCCACGGAGCUGCACGAUAGCGAACUGCCCAGUCUUCCAAGUCUGCCAGCUCCCGAAGACAUGUCUCAAUCAGUGGCUCCAACACCCUCCAAGAGCGUGAUCUCGGAUAUCAUGUCUACCCCUGGAAUGGGUCGAUUGCAAUCGCCAAGACACAUGUCGCCAUUUUCCAAGCAGCAUACUCCUUACGCGGCUCCUCUGACCGACGUUACCAUGUCAAAUAAACAAUCGCCCGCGUCCCUCCCAUACACUCCUGGAAGUGUCGGAUCUAGGGGUUCCAAAGGUAGCGAUUUCUCGACACCUCGAGCUCUUUUGGACGAUGCAGAACGGCGCAAGAAUCAUGUGAUCGCCGUUUUGAGCUCCACAGAAAUGCCAUCCCGUAGACUAGCGGUCCGUGGGACGCCUCAUCCUCUUCGCAGAGUCUCCAAUGCCUCGCCAGCCAGCUUCGCCGAUGGCUCACCUGCUAUGCCCGGACAGCCCAGCUCAUUCCGAGCGACCAGUCAAGAGCCGCACAGUGGGGACUUCAAUCGCACUCAAGCCAACGAGUCCUUCGUAUCCGUGGCGUCGUCCGCCGAUUUGACGACCGAUCAUCGCGCCUCUCGCACCAACGGACCUCUUGUUCGGGCCAACACAUCCUUCCCGACUAUUCUUCUUCCCACCGGACGAAAUGCCAGCAGCGGUUCGCUCAGAAACCUUUCAGAAUCUCGAGCUGAUGGGGUCAAAAUACACCGUCACUUGAAUGCGAUGAACAAGCAGUUACUAGAGACGAAUGCUGGUCUGGCAAGAGAAGCUGAAGCAUGGCGAGACGAGGUUGACCGACUCAUCGGCAUCUUGCGAGACGCCGGAAUCGAUUUCGAAGAGGUGGAUGUGCUUGCCAAUCUGAGUGCUCAGAUGGACCAGGCAAAUCACUCUCGCCAGGACAUGCUGUCAGAACGAUUCAGGGAUCGUCGAGACAACAGCGACAUAAACGGUUCUCUGGAGUUGCCCCGUGAUGGCUCGAGCUUGCAAGCUCAGCACGAGGAUGUACCUCCCAUGUCGGACCUGCUCGCAACGCGAAUGUCCCUAGUCGACGAGAAGCGGAGCAACGACGAGACAUUCCCCGCCGGCGCCCUCUUAGAAGGGCUCUCAGACGCCGACUUUGACUUCGUUGUGACAGAAGUGGUGGAACGACUGGACCUUCUCGAGGACCAUUUGAUCCAGAAGACUGGUCAAAUUAAGGAUCUCCAACGAGAACUCGACGUCGCUCAUGGUUUCGGAUCGAGUGAGGGUAAUACCACUGCUGUCAAUCAGAAAGUCGACGAGCUCUCCCAAAAGCUCGAGGAAGCCAAUCAGGAGCGUGCGGAACUUCAAGCCUCUUAUGCUCGAAAGACCGAAGAGCAUGCGAAGAAGUUCGGAGAAAUCUGCUCCGGUUUCGAGGAGCAAGUCAGUGGAUUGGAGAAGGAGCUAUCCGCUGCCAAGUUGGAAGCCGAUCGACUGCGGUCAGAGGCGUCGAAACUGGAAAAGCUGCAGAGUAGAGCGUCACAGGGCGAAAGGGAGGCAGAACUGAAGAAACAGCUUGGGGAAAUCAAUGUGGAACUCAGGCUUGCCACUGAGGCUUCGCAAGCCAGAGCCGCAGAAGUUGAAGAUUUGAAACAGACUUCCUUGGUAGCCUCAAAAGAGCGCGCGGAAUUGGACCACAGAAUGGAGUCCAUACAGAAGGAGCUAGCUGAGACGCUGGCUCAACUUCGAUCAGCAGAGCAGGAACUGGGGAAGGCACGAGCAGAGGCUUUGAGCGAGCAAGCGCAACCCAGCCCGGCAUCCGAAGGCGAAGGGGAUCCCGAGAAGACUCGCGAUCUGGAGUCCAUCAACGCCCAACUCGAGGAGGAACUGGAGCAACAGGACAAGGAGAUACAGAAUCUUAACGACAAGCUUGCAACACUUCAAGCUGAUCUAGACGCCAUGUCUGACGCAAAGGAGAACGCCGAAAACCUACAGAACGAUGUUGAGCAUUUGAACCGCAUGCUGGACGAGGCAGAGGAGAAUCUCGCUGAGAAGGAAGCUGAGCUCGAAAGUCUCAGGGGCAAGACAUCGCUGUCGCAGUCCCUCAAUUCGGUCGGACCACAACAGAGCGACAAAAUUGCGGAAAUGGAGCAACAGCUCGAGGAUGCAUUCAAGGAGAUUGGCCGACUGAAGCACGAGCUGGGGUCGGCUUCUCAUCGCAAAGCAGUCCUCGACAUGAAGGACAUGCGCAUCCAAUCGUUGGAGAAAGAAAAGGCACUGCUUCAAGGACGCCUGGCGAGCGCACGAGAUACCUCUGUUGGACUCAAGGCGGCAGGUUCACCUUUCAAAGCCACACCUUUGGCACGCAAAUCAUUCUCUACGAAAGCCCUGACCCCAGGUCCCAUGAUGGAGAUGUCCUGGCUCCAGACGACGAUCGGAGAUGCCAAUGAGUCGGUGUUACUGGCCCAGAUGGAAUAUCUGCAAAAGGAGCUUGACGUGGCGAACGGGCAUCUCGAUGCCAACUUCAGUCGACUGGAGGCGGCCGGACUAAACGGUCUGAAUCUGGCUGAAAGACUUGCCAGUGCUCAGGAUCGGAUCGCAGAGCUCGAGGCAGAGCUGCGGGCGAUGCGAGUCAAGAGUAAGACUUCAGAUGCGGAGCACAUGCUUGAUAAGGACGAAAAGGCCAUCAUGGAAGCACGGUUGAAGGCUGCCCUGAAAUCUGUCAACGAACAGCUUGCUGCCGCCAAGGCAGACUACGACGCCGAGCAAGAGAGGCUCCACAAUGACAAUGCCAGAUUGCGAGAUUUUAUCACUGAGGUCAGGGCGAAAAGUGACGCAAAAUAUGAUCGAGUAUUGGCGGAUAUGGAGCGCUUGCAAAGCGACACCGAAGCGACAAUCACGCGCCUGACAUUGGAGAAGGCAAAGGUCGAAGGGGAUCUCGAAUCCGUACAACGGGAGUUGCGCUUGUCCGCGUCCAAGAUUCAGCGUUUAGAGCGUGAGAUGCAGCAGCGGCUAGAAGCCAGAGAUGGACAUGAUGCUGCAGAUUCGAUCCAAAUUCAGGAGCUAGAGAAGAAGCUGCGUGAAUUGCGAGUCAAAGUCCGAUCCCUGGAAUUGUCCCUGGAUGAUCGCACGGAGGCUCUGAGGACCGCAGAGGAACGUAUAGCUUCGAUGAGGCGCGAAAAACAGUCGACAGCAGAUGAACUGGCUCUCUUCGAAAACGAUCUUCGCGCCCAACGGAUCGAGAACGAGCGAUUCGGCGUCGAAUUGAGGCGACUACAAGCAGCGCAGAAGCAGUCCGAUCCGAACGUGGAAGCAGAGCUCGCGGCUUGCCAAAGAGAUUUGGACACGGCUCGACGAGGGAGAGAUCACUGCGAGCAACUGCUCAAAGAGGCAAGGCAAGAUUGUUCUGAUCUCGAGCUGUGGAAAACGUCCCAUCAAUGCAACUCGGGCCUAGAAAUCGCACUGGCUGACCAGAGGACUCGGUUCAAGGCCCAACACAAGGAGCUCGCGGCACAAGUCAAAUAUCUCAAAGCCAAGUUCACUCGCGAAGCUACAUUCCGAAAUGCGCUGUCACUGCAGAAGCGUUAUCUGUUGCUCUUGGUCGGUGGAUACAGUCUCAACGAACAGGCCAUCCUGAAGCAGAUCGCGUCUAUGGGCUACCCUAUUCCUGAUAUGCCGCGCCCUAGGAGAACUCUGAAGGCCGUCGGGAUAGCUGUGCUAGGCGCCAUUCGCGCCAGAAAUUCUGCUCAGGACUGGCGGCGUGAACGGAAACUCAAGGAUGAAGCCGUAAAUUCUUACCAUGAGCGAAAGCUCGAACUGCUAUAAUCAAUCUCCUCCAUUUUGGUUUGGGUCCCUUUGAAUUUUUGUAUUUCGGUG